Cryphonectria parasitica EP155 is the source of this 891-nucleotide messenger RNA. Its product is annotated as putative short chain dehydrogenase/ reductase. Gene Ontology annotation, cellular component: cytoplasm. Lineage: Eukaryota; Fungi; Ascomycota; Sordariomycetes; Diaporthales; Cryphonectriaceae. The record is from RefSeq and is a predicted model, not a curated record. The transcript has 4 exons. Gene Ontology annotation, molecular function: oxidoreductase activity, acting on the CH-OH group of donors, NAD or NADP as acceptor. The coding region runs from base 1 to 891 and encodes 296 amino acids.
AUGUCUUUCGACGUCAAGGGAAAGUUUGCCAUUGUUACUGGCGCUGGAAGUGGUAUCAAUCUCGCUUUUGCUGAGCAACUCCUUCUUGCCGGAUGCUCUGUCAUCUUUGCGGACAUUGCGUUGCGAGAUGAAGCAAAGGCCCUCAUCGCCAAGUUCCCACACCCGGCCAAGGAAGGCGGACCUUCAGCCUUGUACCAUGUGUACGACCAGUCCAACUGGACUUCUAUCUCCCAGACUUGGGAGUUCGCCUUGAAGACUUUCCCCAGAAUUGAUAUUCUCUGCCCUGGUGCUGGUAUCUGGGAGCCUCCGAGUUCCGCCUUUUGGCAUCCCCCUGGCAUCUCGCCGCUUGCGAAGGAUGACCCUAACGGUUCAUCGUACCACAUUCUGGCGGUCAACCUGAUGGGUCCCAUCCGGUUCGCCCAGAUCGCUCUCGACUACUGGAUGUCAAACAAGAUCGCCGGUAAUCUCCUCCUCGUCGCUUCCAUGAGCGCUUAUCUUCCUACCAUCGGCACGCCCUUGUACAACACGUCCAAGGGCGGACUCGCCUCCUUCACCCUGUCCCUGGCACAGAUGAAGGCCCGCCUCGGCAUCCGGGUGGCGUGUAUGUGCCCGGCCACCACGUUCACCCCAGCCGUCGUGGCUGAUUACUGCAAGGGUAAGGUGAGGGAGCAGGAUAUGAACAUGACAGCUACCGAGUGUGCCGAGAUCAUGCUCCGCCUGGUUACCGAGGAGCAGUAUGGAAACGGAGAAGUUGUCGAGGGCAUGCAGUUUGCCGAGUCGGGGAGCGGGAAGUCUGAUGUGCGCACUCGGACUGUUCCUGGCAAGAACAUCUUGGCCGAGGAGGAGAAGCUGUGGGAGCAACUCAAGACGAAGGGUAUGCGCCUGGCAUGA